Messenger RNA from Trichosurus vulpecula (common brushtail), 2194 nucleotides. It is a transcript of the gene MAPK10, whose product is annotated as mitogen-activated protein kinase 10. NCBI's taxonomy places the organism in Eukaryota, Metazoa, Chordata, Mammalia, Diprotodontia, Phalangeridae. Gene Ontology annotation, molecular function: JUN kinase activity; ATP binding. Gene Ontology annotation, biological process: protein phosphorylation; JNK cascade. Bases 148 to 1302 code for a protein of 384 amino acids. Gene Ontology annotation, cellular component: nucleus; cytoplasm. The record is from RefSeq and is a predicted model, not a curated record. The transcript is spliced from 12 exons.
GUAUUUAUGAGCCGCUACUUCUUGUCCUACUUCAGUGAACCUACCUUCGAUGUGAAAAUUGCCUUUUGUCAGGUGUGUGUUUCUUACAGGUAAAACAAGGGAUUUGAUAAACAAGUGGAUGUGUCAUAUAUUGCCAAACAUUACAACAUGAGCAAAAGCAAAGUAGACAACCAGUUCUACAGUGUUGAAGUGGGAGAUUCAACGUUCACAGUCCUCAAACGCUACCAGAAUCUAAAGCCUAUUGGUUCUGGGGCUCAGGGAAUCGUUUGUGCUGCGUAUGAUGCUGUCCUUGACAGAAAUGUGGCCAUUAAGAAGCUCAGCAGACCAUUUCAGAACCAAACACAUGCCAAACGAGCUUAUAGGGAGCUGGUCCUCAUGAAGUGUGUGAAUCAUAAAAAUAUUAUCAGUUUAUUAAAUGUCUUCACACCACAGAAAUCACUGGAAGAGUUCCAAGAUGUUUACCUUGUGAUGGAACUGAUGGAUGCAAACUUGUGUCAGGUAAUUCAGAUGGAAUUGGAUCACGAGCGUAUGUCUUACCUCCUGUACCAAAUGUUAUGUGGCAUCAAGCACCUUCAUUCUGCCGGUAUCAUCCACAGGGAUUUAAAGCCCAGUAACAUUGUGGUGAAGUCUGACUGCACAUUGAAAAUUCUGGACUUUGGACUGGCCAGGACUGCUGGCACAAGCUUCAUGAUGACUCCGUAUGUGGUGACACGUUAUUACAGAGCACCAGAAGUCAUCCUGGGAAUGGGCUACAAAGAGAAUGUGGAUAUAUGGUCUGUAGGAUGCAUUAUGGGAGAAAUGGUUCGCCACAAAAUCCUCUUUCCAGGAAGGGAUUAUAUCGAUCAAUGGAACAAAGUAAUCGAGCAACUAGGAACGCCUUGCCCAGAAUUCAUGAAGAAAUUGCAACCCACAGUAAGAAACUACGUGGAGAAUCGGCCCAAGUAUGCAGGGCUGACUUUCCCCAAGCUCUUUCCAGAUUCCCUUUUCCCUGCUGACUCCGAGCACAAUAAACUUAAAGCCAGCCAAGCCAGGGACCUUUUGUCAAAAAUGCUAGUGAUUGAUCCAGCCAAAAGGAUAUCAGUGGAUGAUGCCUUGCAGCAUCCAUACAUCAACGUCUGGUACGAUCCUGCAGAAGUAGAGGCGCCUCCUCCACAGAUAUAUGAUAAACAGCUGGAUGAAAGAGAACAUACCAUUGAAGAAUGGAAAGAGCUGAUCUAUAAGGAAGUAAUGAAUUCUGAAGAAAAGACUAAAAAUGGAGUAGUAAAAGGACAACCUUCUCCUUCAGCACAGGUGCAGCAGUGAACAGCAGUGAGAGUCUCCCUCCAUCCUCUUCUGUCAACGACAUCUCCUCCAUGUCCACCGACCAGACCCUGGCAUCUGACACUGAUAGUAGCUUGGAGACCUCGGCAGGACCACUUGGUUGUUGCAGGUGACUAGCCGCCUGCCUGCGAAACCCAGCGUUCUUCAGAAGAUGAGGAAACUGAAAAGAUGCACAACCGUGCGUGUGGGAUGUGAUAAUUAAGAGAAAAUGGGAAGGAAGAGAACAAAAUCUAAAAUUGAAACCAAUCUUUCAGCUUGCUUCUUCUGCAGAGUUAUGUAUUGCAACUCAGCCCAAGUGUAUAUUUAACUUAUAAUCGCUCUGCUUUCUUCUUCUUCUUCUUCCAGUGAUGCUUACUGCAGAAAACAAAAUACACACACAGGCACACAGACACAUACACACACACACACACACAAUUUAAGAAGCCUUUUCCCAUAAAAUAUACAUGAAUGGCUACCAAACCAGCAACCUGCGCCCACCCUUUCACUGGCAUGGCAAGGUGUGCAGUGGCCCCUGCAUGUGUGUCUGUCUUGCAUCUACCUGCUCCUUUUGGCCUAGUCAGAUGGAUGUAGAUACAGAUCCACAUGUGUCUCUAUACACACAGCACGGCAUUUACAUAGAGAUGAUAGUCUUUAGCGCUGUCCAGAUACAGUACAUACUGUGUUACUCAGUGGUCCAUUUCAUGUGAACUCUUACUAUGACAUAAACCCAUCUGUAAUAUCUUGCCAGCAUAUAAGCUGUUUAGUUUGUUAAUUAAGUUGUAUGUCUUAUAAGAAGCUUUGUAAAAGGGGAAAAAAUUGUGAGUGAGCGCUCUCAGAUACUUAAAGAUAAUGUAGCAUCCAAAUUUGAGCUGAUUAAAAUGUUAUCUGUAUACCA